Pseudogymnoascus verrucosus is the source of this 989-nucleotide messenger RNA. RefSeq lists its product as uncharacterized. The record is from RefSeq and is a predicted model, not a curated record. The coding region runs from base 342 to 989 and encodes 215 amino acids. Gene Ontology annotation, molecular function: thioredoxin peroxidase activity. Gene Ontology annotation, cellular component: cytoplasm. Gene Ontology annotation, biological process: cellular response to oxidative stress; cell redox homeostasis. Lineage: Eukaryota; Fungi; Ascomycota; Leotiomycetes; Thelebolales; Thelebolaceae. The transcript has a single exon.
CGAUUCAGAAGAGUUAUUGAUUUGGAAUUACUCUGCUGGCAAGGAUGGUCCAGCGUCGAAAGUUCAGGGUCAUCGCCGGCGAUUGCUACCCAUCAUCAAGCUAACUCUUUACAGACCAUAGCUUCCGUAAUCACAAAUCCAAACACCGUGCUCUAGACCCGGAGUUAAGCUCAGAUUGUUCAUAUCGCAGCAGUAUAGCAUCAUGAAGUCGCAAUUGGCAAGCAUGGAUGAAAUAAAUUGUAUAUUAAUGGCGUCGCUGCCACCAAGUAACAGCAUCGAUCUCAAAGACAGAACAUUGCACAAUACAGCUUUAUCACUCUGCAAAAACAACAGCCACCAACAUGGCCCUCAACCAAGAAUUAUCUGCUGUGUACAAUAACUUCCACAAUGGCGGUGCUCCUAAAGAGGUCUCCCAAGCUAUCCUCCAGUCAACCAAAGAGCUGCAAUCCGACUUUGCCAACCGCAAGAUCAUCCAAGUAGGAGAACAACUCCCUGCAUUCACGCUGUCAGAUGCAACUGGGAAGUCCGUCACAAGCGCGUCGCUCCUGGAAGCAGGUCCAGUUCUGAUAUCAUUUUACCGCGGCGACUGGUGUCCCUACUGCAACAUCGAACUGCGCGCACUCCAGAAGCGUCUCCCAGAAUUCAAGGCCAAAAACGUGACGCUGAUUGCUAUUACGGCCCAACUUCCCGACACGACACUCACUAUGGUGGAGAAGCACAAUCUUGAGUUUUCUGUCCUAUCCGACGUAGGCAGUGCAUUUGCGAGGCAGCUUGGUCUUGUCCAUAAGCAGCCAGAGGGCAUCCAGACGCUCCAUAAGCGCAUAGGGGUGGAUUAUAAGAAGGGUUAUGGUGAUGAGAGUUACGAGAUCCCGUUUCCGGCUACUAUUCUCGUGGAUGCAAAGGGCAUUGUAAGGAAUAUCUAUGUUGACGCUGAUAUUUCGAAGAGGCUUGAGCCAGAUACUGCUUUGGAGUGGGUGGAUGCUUUAUAG